Molecule: messenger RNA, 666 nt
Organism: Cynocephalus volans (Philippine flying lemur)
Lineage: Eukaryota; Metazoa; Chordata; Mammalia; Dermoptera; Cynocephalidae
Gene: CLDN6
Product: claudin 6
Exons: 1
Coding region: 1-666 (221 amino acids)
Biological process (GO): bicellular tight junction assembly; cell adhesion
Cellular component (GO): plasma membrane; bicellular tight junction
Molecular function (GO): structural molecule activity
Source: RefSeq, a predicted model, not a curated record
AUGGCCUCUGCUGGUCUGCAAAUCCUGGGAAUCAUCCUGACACUGCUGGGCUGGGUGAAUGCCCUGGUGUCCUGCGCCCUGCCCAUGUGGAAGGUGACUGCCUUCAUCGGCAACAGCAUCGUGGUGGCCCAGGUGGUGUGGGAGGGCCUGUGGAUGUCCUGCGUGGUGCAGAGCACCGGGCAGAUGCAGUGCAAGGUGUACGAUUCUCUGCUGGCCCUGCCCCAGGACCUGCAGGCUGCACGUGCCCUCUGUGUCAUCACCCUCCUUGUGGUCCUGCUCGGCCUGCUGGUCUACCUUGCUGGAGCCAAGUGUACCACCUGUGUGGAGGACAAGGACUCUAAGGCCCGCCUGGUGCUCACCUCUGGAAUCAUCUUCCUCAUAUCAGGGGUCCUGACCCUGAUCCCCAUCUGCUGGACUGCCAAUGCCAUCAUCCAGGACUUCUACAACCCCCUGGUGGCUGAGGCCCAAAAGCGGGAGCUAGGGGCCUCCCUCUACCUGGGCUGGGCAGCCUCGGGCCUUUUGUUGCUGGGCGGGGGGCUGCUGUGCUGCACCUGUCCUUCUGGGGGUUCCCGAGGCUCCAGCAAUUACAUGGCCCGCUACUCAGUGUCUGUCCCGCAUACCACCUCUCGGGGGCCCUCUGAGUACCCCACCAAGAAUUAUGUCUGA